Folsomia candida is the source of this 1399-nucleotide messenger RNA. RefSeq names its product oocyte zinc finger protein XlCOF20. The record is from RefSeq and is a predicted model, not a curated record. Gene Ontology annotation, biological process: regulation of DNA-templated transcription. The coding region runs from base 40 to 1092 and encodes 350 amino acids. NCBI's taxonomy places the organism in Eukaryota, Metazoa, Arthropoda, Collembola, Entomobryomorpha, Isotomidae. The transcript has 3 exons. Gene Ontology annotation, molecular function: RNA polymerase II cis-regulatory region sequence-specific DNA binding; DNA-binding transcription factor activity, RNA polymerase II-specific.
UCCUUAUUCAUUUAAAAUAUUUUAAUUCUGGAAGCAGAGAUGUCAAAGGCCGAUCAAUCCGUCCCUGGACCUUCUCACGCCGGAAUUAGCAGCCAGGUCGUGGCUGACACCGUCACCACGACCUCAACGGUCACGCCGCAUCAAAAGAGAAAGGAACUCCUGCUGGAACAGUUUGGGAACGAGGUUGAGGUUGAGGAGAACAAAAUGGUAUCCGCUCCAAUUUUGUGUAGGAUUUUCCGCUCAUGUGGCGAACUGAUCAACGUGUGUGGACGCGCUCUGGGUAAUCUUAUCGGCGUUCUGGACGAUACGACACCCCGAGGGUUUCCUAUUUAUGAGAAGAGGAGAGCUCAACGCCAUCAUCUGCUGAAACUAGCAGUGCCAGAAAUAGUUGACUGCGUUCAAGACGAGGAAAUGUCGACAACUCCGGAACCGCCAGUCGCUCCUCCAAGGUCAGUCUCAAGCCAAUUUGCAGCUCAGAGAAAAUCAAGGCCGACUGGGAGACAAAUUCGGAAAUCAAACGAUUCCACUUCUGGUAGAAAGAAGUGUUCUAAAACCAAACGCCACCGCUGCAACAUUUGUCGCAAAAAUUACUCCACCAAAUCAAGCCUGACCUCUCACCAUUUCACCCAUCUCACCGAAGAGGAAAAGACCGUGGUGAAACAGGGUUGGAGACACGUGUGCUUCUUUUGCCAGAAGAGGUUCUCCGCGGAAUUUGGGUAUCAUACUCACCUGGUCACCCAUACGAUGGAAAAACCCUUUCGUUGUGACCAGUGCGGAAAGCAAUACGCUCAGAAGGGUCAAUUAAAGGAGCACCAGCGUAGCCACAGCGCCAACCCAAGACCAUUCAAUUGCGAAGAAUGUGACAAAGCGUUGUCCACCAAGCGAUCUCUGUUCAUCCACAAAAAAAUGGUUCAUCAGAAGCUGAAGGACGUCGACUGCCCCCAAUGCCCCAAAAAGUUCAGCACCAAGGGGAAAAUGGUUGUUCAUAUGAACGGAGUGCAUCUUAAAAUUCCGCACCUCUGCCCCCACUGCAAUAAGUCAUUCACUCAGAAAGGGAAUGUUCAAACACACGUGAAGAACUUUCAUCCCUAAUAAUUUAACGCUUCUCCUGCUAAGCGAUCCAGUAUCAACUUCAACUGAUCCAUUUCAACUUCUUUAUUUUACGAUGUAGUAUAGUUUAAAUGAUAGGUUAAUUUGUUUCAAAAAUCUUGUAAAGGGCCGAAUGGUGAUCUCGGACGCCUAUCUGAAUCAAAUGAAUGUUUUCCCAUGCAACACACCAAAAUCAGGUUUUUCCUCUACUGCGCCCAAGCCAACUAUCAAUAAUUAAGUGUACUUUAUAUUUUAUCAAUAAAUGUGUUUUUGUUAAUAAAUAGCAAUCGUAAUAUUGAAUUUAAUCCUU